AUGAACGGCCAUGCUUCGGGAACUUCAGUGGUGGCUGUGACUGUAACUUUUACUGCUUUGGCUGCCACUUUCGUUGCCUGUCGGACAUAUGCGAGGUUGAGAAUCGCGAGGAAUGCUGGAUCCGACGAUGUCUCCAUCGUCUUUGCAAUGUUGUUCGCUUUGGGAACCACCAUCACAAUGCUUUUUCAAGUGAAAUACGGGAUGGGAAGACGACAGGCUUCGCUGUCUCAGGAUGAGUCCAUUUCCAUGUUAAAGGCGUUCUACGUUUCAAUAUGGACAUACAACUUGUCACUCUGCUGUACCAAGGUCGCUAUUCUACUGCAGUACCUGCGUGUUUUCAGCCCGAUGAAGACCUUCCGGAUGUGCUGCUUUAUCCUUCUUACGGUCGUCGUGAUUUACGCGAUCUACGCAGCCGGAACGGCCAUCUUCGCAUGUUCGCCCAUUGCAUUUUUCUGGGACCAUCGUUUGGAAGGGAAAUGCCUUCCGAGGUUCCCAAUAUGGUUCGCCAACGCAGCCAUCAACAUCGUCACGGAUAUCGUCAUUGUGGUCCUCCCAAUUCCAGUAAUGUCGGACCUCGAGCUACCAACACGCACCAAAAGAGCACUCAUGACGGUUUUCCUACUGGGAGGAUUCACGUGUAUCGUGUCCAUCCUUCGCCUCCAAUCUCUUUUCGUCAUCUCUCGGGCGCAGGAUGUAUCUUGGAACAAUGGCAUGGCUGCCAUAUGGUCAAACAUCGAGAUCAACACCGCCAUCAUGUGCUCCUGUCUGCCGACAAUGAGGUGCUUGUUCCCUCGCAUCUUCAAGAGCAGAAUGUCUCAGCCGAGAUCUUACAACAGUGGUGAACACAGAGCAGAGGAGAGCAAUUGGCUGCAGACACUGUUGAGGAGACUAAAUCCCAGGGGGAAUGAUGACGGAUCAUCUCUCUCGCAGGAAAGGCUUGAAGCUGGCCGCUCCGAGGGCAAGACAGCGUUUCCUCUCAACAGCUUUCAGCCCGGAGAUGAACAUGGUCGAAGCCAGGCUGGAUGUAAAGCCGCACCAAAAGAUUUGCGCGGCAAAAGGGCGAGCAGAGCAGGAGAUGACAGGAUCCUGGUUUGCAAGGAGAUAGACCAGGAGGUCGAGAUACGAGACGAUGUUGCGGAUGACCACAGUACCAAAGAUUUGAUAAUUAGACAGCCGAGGGAUGCCGGGGUCGGCUCAUGA
Molecule: messenger RNA, 1200 nt
Organism: Ramularia collo-cygni
Lineage: Eukaryota; Fungi; Ascomycota; Dothideomycetes; Mycosphaerellales; Mycosphaerellaceae
Exons: 5
Coding region: 1-1200 (399 amino acids)
Source: RefSeq, a predicted model, not a curated record